Ostrinia nubilalis (European corn borer) is the source of this 2393-nucleotide messenger RNA. Its product is annotated as calpain-11-like. Gene Ontology annotation, molecular function: calcium-dependent cysteine-type endopeptidase activity. Gene Ontology annotation, cellular component: cytoplasm. Gene Ontology annotation, biological process: proteolysis. NCBI's taxonomy places the organism in Eukaryota, Metazoa, Arthropoda, Insecta, Lepidoptera, Crambidae. The record is from RefSeq and is a predicted model, not a curated record.
AUGGGCCGACCCAAAGAUUGUAUAUGGACCGUGACGGUGGGCGAGCUGGGCGACGCGAGCGUGUGCGCGGCGAGCGCGGCGCUGGCGCGGACGCCGCGCCUGCUGGCCCGCGUGGCGCCGCCGCACUCCUUCCGCCGCCGCUACACCGGCGCCUUCAGGUUCCAGUUCUGGGUGUUCGGGUCGUGGCGCGAGGUGGUGGUGGACGACCGCCUGCCCACGCGCGCCGGCCGCGCGCUCUACAGCCGCGGCGCGCUGCCCGGCGACUUCACGCUGCCGCUGCUCGAGAAGGCCUACGCCAAGCUGUACGGGUCGUACGCGGCGCUGCGCGGCGGCUGCCCGGCGCGCGCGCUGCAGGACCUGUCGGGCGGCGUGGUGCAGAGCUUCGUGCUGGCGCGGCAGGCGCGCGCGCUGACGCUGCGCGUGCUGCACUCGGCCGUGCCGCGCUCCACGCUGCUGCUGGCGGCGGGCGCGCGCGCGUGCCUGGUGACGGGGCUGGCGCGCGUGCGCGGCGCCGAGGGCGAGGCGGGCGCGCUGGUGCGGCUGCGCGCGCUGGGCGCCGGCGAGGGCGCGGCGGGCGCGCGGGCCGCGGACUGGCGCGCGCUGCCCGAGCGCGACCGCGAGCUGCUGCAGGAGCGCGCGGCGCCCGGCGAGUUCUGGAUGUCGUUCGCGGAGUUCGCGGGCGCCUUCAGCACGCUGGAGCUGGUGCACGUGGGGCCCGACGACUGGCUGCGCGAGCGCGCCCUGCACGCGCGCCGGCCCUGGCGCGCCGUGCUCGCGCGCCGCCGCUGGCGCGCCGGGUACAACGCCGGCGGCCCGCCCUCCUGCACCGAGACCACGGGCACCAACCCGCAGUUCCACGUGGGCGUGGGGCGCGGCGGCGCCGGCGGCAAGUGCCACGUGGUGGUGUCGGUGACGCAGGCCUACGAGCCGCGCGCGCGCGCCCGCCUGCACGCCAUCGGCUUCGCCGUGUACGAGCUGCCCGCCGCCGCGCCGCGCCGCCCGCUGGCACUGACCGCUUGUCUGUCGCAGCGCGCGCUGGACGUGACGCACGAGUGCCGCGCGCGCGAGGUGGCCACGUUCUUCACGCUGCCGCCCGGCCACUACCUGCUGGUGCCGCACACGCGCCGCGCGCACACAGACGCCGCCUUCCUGCUGCGCAUCCUCACCGACGACCACACCGACGUCUGGGAAGUCAACGAGGACAACGUCAUCGUGCGCGACAUCUCCUCCGAGUUCUACGACGACGGCCAGCUGAUACCCGCGGACGUCAGAGCCUCCGUCGUGAAAAUGCUCGGCAAACACGAGAUCGAUGAGGUGAGCGACGUCGAGCACCCGGCGGGCCGUGGGUGACGGGUGACGGGUGACGUGUGACGCGUGCGUGUGUCGCAGGUGGACGCGGCGGGGCUGCGCGCGGCGCUGCGGCGCGUGUGGCGCUGGUGCCUGCUGGCGCGGCCGUCGCUGGAGCUGUGCCGCGCGCUGGUGGCGCUGCGCGACGCGCGCAUGAGCGGCCGCGUGCGCCAGGCCUUCGUGCUGGCGGGCGCGCCGGGCGCGUGUGCGCGCGCCGCGUGCUCGGCCUACCGCCUGCGCGCGCUGCUGUGGGCCGCCGGCGUGACGGCGUCCAACAAGGUGCUGGAGUGCCUGGUGCUGCGGUUCGCGCGCGGCACGCGGCUGACGGCCGAGGCCUACGUGAUCGCGCUCGCCAGGCUCCACCUCGCGCACGAACGAUAUCGUGCCCUCGACACAAAGAUGAAGUCCAAUCCUCUCUCGUUGGAAGAGAUGAUACUGAUGACCAUCUACUCGUGACGUUAAAUCAAGAACCUUCGGCCGUUGUUGAUAGCUGUAUAUUACUGUUGUUAAUGAGUUGUUGACCCGUUGUCUGUUUGUAUGAUUUUAUUUGCAUGUGGCGCGACAGUCGCAGUCACUGUGUGGCGUGACGAGGUCCGUGUUCUCGCUCAGUAUUUAUUAAUGUUGUGUUAAGUAGUCAUAAAACGUUUUAUGUGCAGUAACCAAAGAUUCUCUUCAUUCCAAAACACCUGGAGUUUGCAGUACAAAACCGUAUUUAUAUUUGUAUUUAAAAAAGAGUUCUUUUCUUAUUUAUAUUUUUUAUUAUUAAGAUAUUGCAAUGUGAUGUGAUAUAAUGUUAUCAGUACUUAUACUUGUUUCAUUGUUUGUCGUAAUGACUCGUCUCGUUAUAUUUGUUAUUACUUCAUAAUAAUACAGUUAUUACUAUUCUACAUUAUAAUUUGUGGUCCAAUAAAUAUAAUUAUUAAUAUAUUACAACUUCGUUGUGUAUUGGUAUCUAAAUAUGUAAUUGAUAUCCAAAACUUUUUAUUUCGGUGCUAAUUUAUCAUAAAUGAAAUAAAGUCAUUUUUGAUGUGUUACAUUAUUACUUA